GCCCGGCCGGCCUCGCCGCCCGCCAUCCCGCCCGCCGCCCGCGGCCGCCCGCCCGGCCCGGCCCCGGGCUCGUCCUGCGCGGCGUCGGCGUCGGCGUCGGCGGCGGCCGGAACAUGGUGGGGGAGAUGGAAGCCAAGGAGAAGCCCAAGCCCAGCCCCGAUUACCUGAUGCAGCUCAUGAACGACAAGAAGCUCAUGAGCAGCCUCCCCAACUUCUGCGGGAUCUUCAACCACCUCGAGCGCCUGCUGGACGAAGAAAUUAGCAGAGUACGGAAAGACAUGUACAACGACACGCUAAAUGGCAGUACAGAGAAAAGGAGCGCAGAGCUGCCUGACGCUGUGGGACCUAUUGUUCAGCUACAAGAGAAACUUUACGUGCCUGUAAAAGAAUACCCAGACUUUAACUUUGUUGGGAGAAUCCUUGGACCCAGAGGACUUACGGCUAAACAGCUUGAAGCAGAAACAGGAUGCAAAAUAAUGGUCCGAGGCAAAGGUUCCAUGAGGGAUAAAAAGAAGGAGGAGCAGAACAGAGGCAAACCCAAUUGGGAGCAUCUCAACGAAGACUUACAUGUGCUGAUCACUGUGGAAGAUGCUCAGAACAGAGCUGAGAUCAAGCUGAAGAGAGCUGUGGAGGAAGUGAAGAAACUACUGGUGCCUGCAGCAGAGGGAGAGGACAGCCUGAAGAAGAUGCAGCUGAUGGAGCUUGCAAUUCUCAAUGGUACCUACAGAGACGCCAACAUCAAAUCACCAGCCCUUGCCUUUUCUCUUGCAGCGACAGCCCAGGCUGCUCCUCGGAUUAUCACCGGGCCUGCGCCCGUCCUCCCACCAGCUGCCCUGCGUACCCCUACGCCAGCUGGUCCUACCAUAAUGCCUUUGAUCAGACAAAUACAGACCGCGGUCAUGCCAAACGGAACUCCUCACCCGACCGCUGCAAUAGUUCCUCCAGGGCCCGAAGCUGGUUUAAUCUACACGCCCUACGAGUAUCCCUACACACUGGCACCAGCCACGUCUAUCCUUGAGUACCCCAUUGAGCCUAGCGGCGUAUUAGGUGCGGUGGCCACCAAAGUCCGAAGGCACGAUAUGCGCGUCCAUCCUUACCAAAGGGUUGUGACCGCAGACCGAGCCGCCACCGGCAACUAACCUAUGACCUUCUGACCUCUGAACUCUUCACCCAAUGACGACCUGACCAUGCCUGCCUGCUGAUCAGUUAACCGGUAAUCGCCUUUGCUUGUCUGUCGCCAGCGCAGCGAGCUGAGGCACAUGUCCGUUCGUCUUACCAUCUAACCAAACAAAAAGACAAAGAAAUGGUUGUCCUCCGACUCAGCUUUUGUUCUGUUUUUCUUUCCUGUUUGGGUGAAAGUGGUUCUAGCCCCCGCACUGACUAGUAGUAAAGCAAUAAGGCCCGACCCACCCUCAGCACUGGUCACCUUUCUAAGCGCCCACCCCGAGCAGACGGUAAGAAGGUCUCCCUUGACCAGGGGAGUGGGCGGCCCUCCGCCGCGCCACAGCCGCAGCCCUGAAUGUACCUACCGUGUGGUGAGACAUCAUGCAUGAACCUUCAGUCGGGGGUGUCACUGGGGGGCGGCGGGCGGUCUCAGACGUCGUCCAGAUGCCGUCUGCUCCGUGGUCACUACAGUGCCCUCAGAGGCAGAUUUGGGCACAGCCUUUGGUAUCUGUAUAUUGCCUGCCAAAAUCUGAAGUCUCAGACGUGUGCCAUGAGAGGGGAGACCCAACCAGGAAUUCUGAAACAUGACGCAAAGCGCAAAACUGCAGCACUAUAUUUUAACAAGAGAUACUCUCUGAGUGAAAAUGACUGAACCUUUAUUUUACACCUCCUUACAAGAAAACAGAAACAAACAAACAAACAAAAAACCACGAGAACAAGGUACAUGCAUUAUGUGUCACGUUACUGGGCAAACUGUUCAAAUAUUUUUUUUAGUCCUCCCUGUAUAGAAAAAAAAUCAUUAAGGAUGUAAAAGCCAUGCUUGCCUAUUUGCUGUAUACAUGUAAUGAACUUGUAGAUAAAAGUGUAGUGCAUUGAAACAAAUGAACAAAAAGUAGAUAAUUUUACUAUACAAGGGUGCUGGUGCAGAAAAAUAUAUAUAUUUUUGGAAAUGUAGCAUUUUAUACUUUCAAGUGUUAUAAAAAAGAAAAAGAACAAAGAAACCCUUUAUUUCAUUAAAUGAUUUUUUCUGGUGGUUGUCAAGAAACAAAAGACCAAAAGAGCCUUUUUUGUCUUUCUUUUUAUUUUUUAAGUAUUGGAAUAAGUCUAAAGAAGAGAAAGUGCCUUAUUUUCCCUUCAUGGUCACUUAGUCCAGUGUCUCAUAAGAUAAGCCCCUCCCUCAGAGAGCCCAGUGUGUGAGAGAGGAGGGGUGGGCACGGGGGCAAGUUGAUGGUCUGAAUAUAUGAUUUUGGCCACGUUACCUUGAUGCAAAUUUGCCAAAUCUGAUACUGUGAAAAAAAAAUUUGAUAAUUUUUCUAAUGCCUGACACAUUUUAAAGCAUCAUUCUUUUAAAAUCAUAAUGGAGUGCUUUUGGUUACUGCAAUAUUAAAUGUUAACCCAGAGUGUUCUGAGAUAAAGAUUAUGUGUGCUCUGAACCUCAGUUUACAGUCAAAAUUAGAAUUCCCUCUCUCCCUUUCCCCCUCUCUCUCUCUCUCUCUCUUUCUCUCUCUCUCUCUCUAUCUAUCUCUUUCCUUUUUUUUUUGUGGGAGGGGGGAUUUGCUAUGGGUCUUUUUCUUAUUAAUUGGAAAUAAUAGUAUAUUCUUAACCAACAAAGUUGUAAUCUUUGUGAUUUUCAUUCUGAAAGACAUUAGUUUUAAAUGAUCCAAAUGUAACCAGCCUUGUUUCCACCGUUCCCUGUAGUGUGGGCCACCCAUCUCUUUGGUCUUCACUACCUGAGCUGUUCCCCACCGCACCCCCCCUGCCAGCUUUUCACAUUCAGAGAGUGUGGAGCGGUCCCAUCGUUGUGCAGAGAAACACUAUUUGAUGCCUAUGCACCCAAGCUUCCUUUUUCUCACGGAGUUCAGCUGGUUUCGUAAUGGAAGCACUUUGGCGCAGAGCCAGCAUGGUGACCUUCAGUACAUAGUCCUUAGCUGCUCAGAUGUGGCAAAUAGCAAGUCUUGAGGGCCGUGGCUCCCAGCACAUCAACUCAUGCCCGCACCCCCCCCCGCCCCCCCCCCCCCCGCCUCUGCCGAGCUCAGCGGGCACCUCCGUGGGUGGUGACCGCCCUACCUGUCUCACCUGGAGAACCUGUUCAGUUCUUACUAUGCAAUAGACACCCUGCUCCGCACUCAGCUGGCCUCGGUGUUGUGCGACACUGCUGUGUCUCUCUGCCCCACACACCGUGUUUGGAUUGAUUUGCAUUCUACGCUAUGCCAUCUUGACUUUUUAUUUUGUUUGGUUGUUUGAAUAAAAUCGCGACACUCAGACACUUGAGGUGAUAGUUAGUAGUUUGAAAGUGACGCCAGUGUUUGAGCCAGCUUUCAUCUCAACUAUGUCAUACCUGGACAUCUUAGAUGUGUAUCAAAGGUCUUUCAUGGGGAAGAAAGGAAGUGUAUGAAAUAAACGGCAAGUUGUGAGUGAUGUUGGCUCUGGAAAAACUUUUGCAAACUUAGUUGACAAAAUUUUGGAUCAACUGAAAAAAAAAAGCAUGACUUUUGAAAUCUCUGGAUGCCUUGGUUCUCAGUAUUAUCAUUCUUUAUUGAAUUUAUUUCUUAUUAAAAUAUGUAGUUUUUAAGACUUUUUUUUCUGACAGUAUUAUGUACUUUUUUAGUGUGGGUAGAUGGGAGUGUCGCUUGUAGGUCACUACCGUACAGCUGACAUGUAUUUUUGUCUGUUCUUUAUUAUCUUAGUCGUUUCAUGCUCUGUAUGUACCAUAACCAACCUAUUGCCUAUGAGAAACAUGUAAGAUAAUGUAUUUACAGCCAUUGUUACAGUUUAUAAUGUAUUUUUCUAUCUUGUUUUAUAUGUAUGUUAUAUAACAUUCAAAAAGAAUUUUUUUCUUGAUUGAGAAAAGGAUACAAACUGCAGAAAUCCACGAUUUUGAUAACUGAAUAUCGCCAAUUGUUUUGCAGAACUUUAUUAUAUUGGGUGUCUUGUCUUUCUUGGGCUUUUAGUUAGGUAAUGAAUGAAUACAUUAGACACUUUUGGGUUUUAGUUGGGAUUUUACGUAGCUUGCAUUUUAAUUCUUGGGUUCUUUGCUGUUUCUAUUAACCCAUAGCAUUAUUUUAAUAAAUGUUAUAAUGCCAACCUACUAACUCUGGACUAUGUCUGUUUAUUAACCUUUACAUGUUUAAUUACAAUAAACAAAUAAAGACAAAGAAUGUAAAGUCUUGAAUUACUGGACUAACCCUGGAGAGCGUGGCCACAGAUAACAGCGUGCCUGUUUCCCUGUUUGUCAGCUGACGCCCUCACUGCUGUUAAAAUGGCUUUGGCCGGCAGGCCGGGCACCAGUGGGGAGGGAGGGGCACAGAGUAGCAUAGCGGCGGUUCUAGACUUGAGUCUGCAUUACUAAUCGCACACCUUUCCUCUCCUGCCCCUGAGUAAUCACUGUCUGCCCGCAGCAUGAGCAGCAGAGAGACCAGGGCAAGGACUCGCCCUGGGGAGCCAGUCUGACUCUGUUGCUGUUUCUGCUGCUUCUUCAUAGUGACCAUGUGGUCCUGUCAUAAAUGGGAGAGUCUGAUGGCAUCUCCCGUCUCCACAUUCGUGUUUGAGUCGUUUACUUGUCUUCACAUCAGGGGAGCUCAGCACAGGUUGUUUUUUUUUUUUCUUGGGGGGGGGGGGCAGGGGGAGAAUGGUGGCAGCGGAGGGAGGCAGUGGGGAGGCCUGUGUCACAACAAGCAGGUGUGAGCCCUGGCAAAGACCCAUAUGGACUUGUCUCUCUGUCUCUCUCUCUCUCUCCCCCAAAAGAAUACAUAUGCGAGAAGUUAAGACAAAACAGCUUUAAAGAGUCGCAUACCGCUAUUUUCUCUCUUGUUUUCAAAGACUGACUUGUUUAUGAGGUAAUGAGUCAGAAGGCCAGAGAUCAGACUCUGGGCCUCGCGCUUGAGAGUCCAGCACUUGACCCACUGGACCACACGUCAUGCAGUUCUUAACUGCCGGUCGGUCUGAGUUUCAUUGAAUCUCGGGGAAGAGGGUUAAAAAAGAGAUGUUAAAUCUCAUCAAGCUUGUAUUGGCUACAACGUCGGUAAAUCGGCCUCUAUUCACAGAUUCUGGAGCUUUUGAGUUUCACUCUUACAUCACAAAUAAUGAGGUGGUUCCCUUUUUCUGUGAAACGGCUCUCCUGGAUAAUUAAAAAAAUCUUAUGGGUGAACA
Messenger RNA from Erinaceus europaeus (western European hedgehog), 5313 nucleotides. It is a transcript of the gene QKI, whose product is annotated as QKI, KH domain containing RNA binding. Gene Ontology annotation, biological process: regulation of mRNA splicing, via spliceosome. Gene Ontology annotation, molecular function: mRNA binding. The record is from RefSeq and is a predicted model, not a curated record. Gene Ontology annotation, cellular component: nucleus. The transcript has 8 exons. Lineage: Eukaryota; Metazoa; Chordata; Mammalia; Eulipotyphla; Erinaceidae. The coding region runs from base 114 to 1139 and encodes 341 amino acids.